Messenger RNA from Blepharisma stoltei, 10356 nucleotides. The record is from the annotation of a GenBank genome assembly. Lineage: Eukaryota; Ciliophora; Heterotrichea; Heterotrichida; Blepharismidae.
AUGCUUGGAGAUGGAGUUUGUAAUUCUGCCUGCAAUGUAAGCGAUUGCCAUUAUGAUAAUUAUGAUUGUGGCUGUGCCGAGGGCUGCAGUAUAGAAAGUUAUGGACAAUGUCAAGACUCCUGUAUGAAUUCUUUUUGCCAAUAUGACACUAUUAGUAGCACUUCUAACUCCACUCUCCGUAAGAAAAAAAAAUUAAAAAAAAUCAUAUUUUUUUGACCGAAAACCCACCCUCCGUGAGCAACAAAAUUUUUAUGGAAAAAAUUUUUGUAUAUAAGUGAUAACUAGUAUCAUGAAAUCUCUAGCUAAUUCUGUUUAAUUUAAACAAAUCGCGUUCUAAAACAUAAAUUUUUACAAAUUAAAUAAAUAUUUGCUUUCCAAUUUUUGAAAGGGUUUUUUUAAAUUUCGAAAUAAAUUUUCUAUAAAAUUUAUAUAUAAAAAAAAAUUAACCCUCUGUGAGUAAGCAAGAUUUUUUGUUCGCUCACGGAAGUAAGUGCCAAAACGCAAACCAGAUUUUAUUUGCUUUACAUUAUGGGCUUAUUUAUAAAAAUCUCACAGCAAAUGUAAGCCCAAGCAAUUGUACAGAUAUUUCAAGCUGCUUGCCGAUAGAAGUCCUUGAUUCCAGCUCAUGCCAUAUAAACUGUAAGAGAGCUGCUUGUAUUUUUUCAUGAAAUACAUGUGCAAUUUCCACUUGUGCUGAUUCCAAUUGCUUAAUUUGUAAUACAAAAAGCUUACUCACCUGUAUGGAAAAUAAAUUUAAUUGUUAAUUAUUUAAUAAAACUUUUUAGGCUAAAAAUUUUCCAUUGAGUGAGAUUUAGGAGAUUGUUUUAAAUGCAACACAAAUACAUACCAAUUUUAUGGUUACUGCCUUACUUCAUGCCCAGGUGGCCAUCAAGCUGUCAAUUUGCUUGGAAAUUAUCCAGUUUGUUUAGUUCCCAAAGACUACUCGACUAAAGAUAACCCUGCAGUUUAUUAUGUAACUUCAAAAACAAGCACAGACGCUUAUGAAGGGAAUGGGACUUUUAGCAAUCCAUUUGCGUCUCUUUCUCUUGCUUUGGCUUCAAUUUAUAAUAAAUAUGCAAUUGUUUAUCUUUUUGACGACGGGAACCAUUAUAUGACCUGUGUUAAUACAGCAAACCCUGUGAGCACUAUAUUAGUUGAUGUCUGCAAUCCUCUAAAUACCCCUAUAUUUUAUCGAACAGCUCAUCAUAAUUUGAUCAAAAGGUCAAAAAAUUCCGAAAAAAAUUUUUAUUCAAUAUAGAUGAGAGAUAGAGUAUGCAAUAUAUUAGAAAAUAUGCUAAAAAACUCGCUUUAUAAUUGCUGAGGUACAAAUAUCUAUAGCAUCUUUAAUAUAAAAAAAACAGUUAAAUUUAAGUGGAUUUUUCAUGUCUAAUCAUAUAUAAAUCGUUGGAAUUAUUUUUUCCCAAUUUUAAGGAAAAUUUCAAUAGAUUGCUCAAUUAAGAAUGCGAGGAAGUAAACAAAAGCUUCAAUAUAACAAAUCUUUCGAUUUCCCCAUAUGGUAAUUCCACAAUUACAAUGAGAGUUAUGCCUGAAACCAAAUUUUUUGUUUAUACACUAUCAAAUAUAACGACUAUCACAAUUAAAAAUAUUGUUUUCGAUGGCGCUAAUAUUAAAGCAGCCUGCCCAUCAACAUAUCCUUUAUGCACUUAUUGUGCUAAUACCACUCUAAGGUCUGACGGAAACUAUUAUAGUGACCAAGGAGUCAAACUUACUACUUAUUUAAUUUCUAUGUGAUGUAACCCUUAUCAUGCAAAAAUUUUUUUUAAUUUGUAUUUAGGCUCAAAACUAGUCAUGAGAAACGUAAAUUUCACUAAUUUUAGACAGGAACUGAAAUCUGUUAUUACAAGUUAUGGAGGAAAUGUAACACUUACCAAUGUAAAUUUUGAUAAUAUGAGAUUAUAUUGGUCACAGGUGGUUCAGGCUCAGCCUGGACAGUCAGCAACGCCUCCUGGAAAAUAUGCAAUAAUUUAUUUUCUGGAUUGUGGAGAUCCGAAUUAUAACUGUGGAAGCUUUGAGUAUACAAAUGGGACUGUCUCUAGACUUAAUAACGGCUAUGAAUAUGGGGCAGCACAAUUUUCAGGGUUUUUAAGUGCAGAAAAAAUCAGAAAUGUAAAGCUGAAAAAUGUGACUUUUGUUAACAAUAUUGUAUAUACCCCUUAUGUCAUUUCCACGACUUAUUCUUUAUUAAAAGUGGCUUUAUUUCGGUAUUUUGAAAUUUCUCACUGUACUUUUGAAAAAAAUGCAGCUAAUUAUGGACUUAUUUAUUUAGAGCCUACUACAUUAAGCUUCAGAAAUGACGUCAACUCUUAUAAUAAACUUAUGGAUUUAUUGUUUUACCAUGUAAAUAUCCAUGACUCUAUUUUUAAAAAUAACUUUGGAGAAUUUUCAGGAAUUUUAUCAAUUGCGUAUCAGUCUCAAUUGCAAAAAAUUUGAUUGGAAAAUUUAUUUAUAAAUGCAAAUGGAGUGUUAUCAGGACCUUUAAUAUUAAUAAACAAUCAGGUUUAUUCUUCAGAUUAUAUUACAGAUACAACAGUCAGCAUAACAGAUGAAUAUGGAAAUAUUUCGCAAGCAGUAUUUAAUAAACGAGACUUUAUUUUUAAAAAUUCAAUAAUCACUAAUAAUUAUCCAGGAGGAAGUGGAAUUUUUGAAAUGAUUCAGCUUGUCAAUUUGAGGUUUUAUAACAUUACUGUAGAGUCUAAUGGAAGUUUGGAAACUCAAAAUAUUAAUACAAUUCUAUGGAAUUAUUAUGUAGCUGACAACAGUUUAUACACCAAAAUUCUUGUUCCAAAUGCAACUAGCAUAGACUGCUUAUUUCUAUGAUCAGCUUCUACCAUCACUAAUCAUGAAUUAUCAGAAAGUAUCUUUAUAAAAAAUAUAACGGCAGGCCUCUUUUAGAUUCUUUAACUUUUCUUCUUCUCUGCGAAUAAGUAAACAUAGAAUUUUUAUACAAAAAUAUUGAUAGAAAGCAAUGAUUAUAUAAUAAUCUCAAAUUUAGUAGUCUGCGCUCUGAAUCAUAAAUUUUAUAAAUUAAUUUUACUUUCAAAUUCUUUUUUAAAAUUUCAUCUGUACAAAAAAAUAAAUCGUCUAUCGCGAUAAUAAGGUUUAGCUUGCUCUCGAAAAAAAAUACCCCAAAUUAAAAUCGACUAUUAAAAUGUUAUAUUUGCAAAUAAAUCAAAAGUAAAUGAGAGCCUUAUUUAUUUAUCUAUUUUAUUUUUUAUUAUAUGACAUAUUUUUUCUGACGUAAUUUUUCAUAAGUGUAAAAAUAAAGGGCAAUGCUAUACUUGCAAAAAUUCAGGUCCAUUUUUGUAUUACCCAUACAUCGAGAACUUCAUUAUAAGUAAUUGCAUUUUUGAAGGAAAUUCUGGUUCUUCAGCCUCAGGAGUUUCUCUAUUGACUUUAUAUGCAGGAAAUAUGCAAAUUAUUAAUUCAACAUUUAACAAUAACACCAAUAGUAGUCCUCAGGGAGCUGGAGCUAUAUGCUUACUCCAAAGUUUACAAAAUGUUUAUAUAUACCCUAGGAAUCCUUAUUGAUCCUUUAAUAUAAUGGAUAAUUUAAUGGGGCAAUAUCCUCAAAGGGUAUAGAAAAUACGAUUAUAUCCAAUAAUUCAGCUAAUUAUAGUUCAGGAAUUUAUUUUGAAGGAGGUUCAUUGAUGCUAAACAAUGUUACUCUAAAAUCAAAUACAGCUCGAGCAGGGCUUGGAUCUGUUUAUUUUUCAGUUUUUUCAGGGGCAGAUACAAAUGCACUAGAUAUAAAAAAUUCUGUUUUUGAAGAAAAUAAAAGUUUUGAUGUAAGAGGAGGCGCAAUUUAUGUUUCAGGCACAAUAGUUUCGCAAGAUCCCUUAAGUUAAUUAAGAUUAUAAGUGAAGCUUCUAUGCACCGGAGUGUUUUCUUUACCUUGUGCCGCUCAAUGCCUGUCUCUACCUAUCAGUUUCGCUCCUCGGAAUGAGUGUGCACUCUUAUCGGAGUGACGUGGCCUCUGCUAUAUGAGAAAACGAAUUUUCUUGUCAGGCUGUCAACCAAGAAUCAUCUCUAAGCCAUGAACGCAACGCCUAGUAUCGAGCUAGAAAAUUGCCUGAUUGGUCAGAGAGUUUUGCUGAACCUUUCCUUUCCAGCUACAGCUUACGAUUUCCCAGAGGUAAAACCUUGACCAGAAAUGAGCAUGUGGGAAUCCAACAUUAUGCUCCACCAAACAAAGUAAAUUCGGCCUAAUACACCUCAGCGAAUGCUGUUUUCCUUUCCAUAAGGUCCCUGGGUGACCGUGACUACAGUGCUAGGAGGACAGGUUGGUUCGACGCCAUUUUGGUGUAUGUUUCAAAAGAUCCCAUAAGCUUAUCAAUUGUAAAUAGCAAGUUUUUAUCAAAUUCAGCCCCAAGUGGUUCAGCAAUUUAUAUAGAAAGCAAUACAGUUUUGACAAAUAACUCAAUUAUAGAUUCUUGCAUAUUUGAUUCAAAUACAGCCAAAGCUAAAGGAACAAUUGUCAAUUAUUACCAAUAUGGAAUAUUAAAUAUAUCGAACUCUUUAUUUAUUUAUAAUUAUGCUGAGCUUGGAUCUGCUUUAUAUUUAGCACCUUCUAACUCUUUACUUUAAAUUGGGCAAAUAUUCUGCAAAAUUGCCAUUUUUUUGGCAAUUAAUCCUUUAAAUUUAAAAAAUUUAAACCAAAUUGAAUUUGGAGCUCAAUUAGAUGCUAUUUAAUUUUUUAUAAUAAAAUAUAUUAAAAUUAAAAAAUAAUAUUUUAAAAAUUUUAUAUAUUUUCAAAAAACUUUAUUUUUUUGUCUCAUCUAGAGGAGUAAACAAUCAGAUUCUGACAUAUCCAAAAUUAUUUUAACUUCUUGCAAUUUUACUAAUAAUUCAGGGAAAAAUGUGUUAUGUACUGACGAUAUGGCCAUUUAUUCUUAUAUUGAGACUUUUAAAUGUAUUUUUCAAAAAAAUGAAGGACUUGCGAUAUAUCUUGUUCAUGACUAUUGGAAAGACACUGAAUCAAUUAUAGCAAACUCAACAAUAACUGCAGGAACUGUAUAUUUAACAGCAAAUGCCACAGCUGACUGUGAAUUAACGACAUUUUUGAACAAUACUUCAACAAAAUACGCAGGGGCCAUCAGAGCUGAAGGCAACUCAUAUUUUCACUGCAGCCACUGCAAUUUUUACAAAAAUAGUGCUAAAUAUGGAGGAGUCCUUUAUUUUGACCAAUUGUCUUAUUUUUCUAUUGAAUAUUCUAAUUUUAGUAGCAAUUUUUGUAGUGAUAAAGGUGCAGUCAUAUACAUAAUUGGAUCGGACAAAUAUAGUGUUUUAAGCUAUUCUCGACUAUUUCAAAAUCACGCAAAAUCUGAAGGCUUGAUCUAUUCACUCACAUCAAAUAUAAAAAUCGAUAACUGCAGAAUAUAUAAUAACACCGCCAACAGAAUCACCCCAGGAAUUUAUUUAACACUUUCAAACGCCACUAUUACCAAUUCUAAGUUCAGAGACCAAGCAGGAUACUCUGGAAGUUUUGUAUAUUUAGCUUCAGAUAGUGGAUUAGUCGUUACAAAUACAAGCUUUAAGAAUGGGAAUUCUUCUGAGUCUGGUGGCUCUAUUAAUGCUCUCUCUAGUUCUGUUAGUUUGGUGAAUAGCACAUUUAUAAACUCCACUUCUGGUGUCGGAAAUGCUAUAAUGGCGUUUUCUACUGCUUUAAAUAUUUCUCAAUGCCAGUUUUUAAAUACUUAUAGCCCAGGCUCUGGAGGAGUUAUAAAUAUUUUUGGGAACAAAAUUUUUAUUGAAAAAUCUUUUUUUGAAAAUUUUACUUAUUCAGCUAUUGAUGGCAGUGAAAUGGAAUCUUUGAAAAUAAUAGGAACUAGCUUUAAAAAUAGCCUAGGAAAAGUAGGUGGAGCCAUUAAUUCUAUAAACAGCGCUUAUAUUUAUAUAGAUUCCUGCUAUUUCAAUAACAACACAUCUAUUUAUGGUGGCGCGCUAUAUUCCACUUUUACAUCUGGUCAAGCACAGAUGCCAACCCCCCCCACCCCCACCCCCCCAUGCAUGGAUCCCACCCCCACCCCUAGUAUAUAUGUUAAUAGAUCCCACCUCCCACCCCCUCUGCCAUAUAGGUAAACAUAUAAGUAUAAAAUCUUACAAAUAAGACAUACAAUAAAAUUUUAGUUAAUUCAUAAAUGGAUUCAUAAAUAGAUUCAUAAAUAAAUAUUAAUGAUCAUAAGUAUAUUUAGCAUAGACUGAUAUAGCCAAUAUAUUAGUAAUACAUUUAAAAUAAAAUAAUUGCAAAUAACUUGUUACAUAGAAAGGAAUCAAUAAAUGACUCAAAAAAUAUUUUGAUAUCUCUAUAAAGUCUUUUACUCCCCCCAUUUAAUAAACGAACACUUUUUUAGUUCGUUAUUAAAUGGGUCUAACUUAUAAAAUUCUUGGGAAAAAAAAAAUAUAUAAAAAUUUAUAUUAAAUAUCUAUGAUUUUUUAUAUAUAAAAAUUUUCAAUAAAGGGUUAAUAAUAAAAAAGUCAAAUGAUGGCAACAUAAAGAGAAAACGCCUAAAUAUGCGAAAAAAUAACUAUUGCUAACUCCUCCCCUCCGUGAGCGAACAAAACCAUUAGAAAAGUCCCUCACUCUUUGUGAGCAAACAAAAAUUUUUUUUAAUAGAAAAAUUUUUUAUGGAAAAAAAAAAAUGACUGUUUUGUUCGUUAUUAAAUGGCGGGGGGAGCUAACCUGUAUUCUAUGAAAAUUUUUGACCUUUAUAUGAUUUAAAACACGAGGUAUGCGCUUGAAGGUUCAUUGUAAAUAUGCUUCCUCGUUAGCAAACUGUAUCCGAUUUUUUUUUUUCAUCCCUAUGACUUUAAAUUUUUUAUGCUGUGAGCAAUUAAUAUGUUUUAUUUGCCUUUAAUACAUAAUACAGUUUACAUUAUAUAGGGGGUGGGGGUGGGGUGGCAUCUAUUAAUGGAAUGGGGAUGUGGGUGGGAUCCAUAGAUGCAAGGGGGGUGGGGGUGUGAUCCAUACAUACUAUCUGAGGGGGUGGGGGCGUGAUCCAUACAGGGGGUGGGGGUGUGAUCCAUACAGGGGUGGGGGUGUGAUGUAUACAUCCAAACUGGGGGGGGUGGGGGUGGGGGGAUUGGCAUCUGUGCUUGACCAUACAUCAAACACCAUUAAUAGCCAAAACUAUGAAAUAAUUUCGACGAAAUUUGUAAAUAAUACAUCAACAGCAGGAGGAGCAAUUUAUCUGGACAAUAUAAAUGCCAAUAUAAAAUCAUGCAAUUUUUAUGAAAAUAAAGCAAUUGCGACUUAUCAAAUAUCUGAAACAAGCCAUGAGUCAGGGAUAGGAGGAGCUAUUAAAUUAGGGUGCAGCUAUCAAGGAAUUUGUGAGUAUAAUGUGUUUUCUAAUGAUUUUGUUGAGAACUCAGCAGAAUAUGAAGGAGGAGCUGCUGUUUGAAAAGAAGUAAUGCCAAAAUUCCAAAGCAAUUCUUUUGAAAACAAUAAAGCAGAAUAUGGAGAAAAUAUAGCGUCUUUUCCUGUGAGCAUGAAAAUUAUGAAUUCUAAUUGGACAGGCGAACUAAAGGAUUUGGCAUCUGGGCAGCUAACAACCACACCAUUGAUUAUUGGUAUAAUUGAUCAUUUAGGCUCAGUUGUAACCACAGACGAUUCUAGUGUAGGCGAGCUAAUAUCCUCAUCACAAGAUGUAGUUUUAUCAGGCGAAAGCAAAGUUAAAGCAGCCAGUGGAAUUUUUACUUUUUCCUCGUUUAUAAUUUCUGCUGAGCCCGGAAGCAAUUUUUCUAUAGAAAUUCAAACAAAUGGUAUUGAUGUUACAAAAAGCAUUAGCUCUCCCCGAUAAAUUUGUCUAAAGAUUUUUAAAAACAAAAUAAAUUUUUUUAAAAUGUUUAAAAUUAAAAAAAUAUAAAUUAAACUAAAAAUUAAUUUAUUUUUAUAUAGAAUUAUUCAAAAUAAUUCGAUUCAACAUGGAAAAUGUUUAAAUAAUAUACUACUUGCACUUUUCAUAUUUUCACCGAUAAAAUUUUCCUAUUAAACAAUAUAUUGCUCAAUUUAAAUGGGGUGUAAGGCAAAUGAUGGCCUUAAUUAUAACUCAAGUAUACUUGUAAACGUAACUUUAAGAGAUUGUGUAUUGGGAGAAGCCACAGUUGGUGUUAACUGUGUGGUUUGUCCUAAAGAUUUUUACAGCUUAAACCCUAGAGGCGAACAAUGUUUGGCUUGCCCUGAUGAGGCUAUAUGUUAUGGAAAUUAUACAAUGGUCCCGAAGCCUGGAUACUGAAGAUCUGAUAUGCUUAGUACAAGGUUUUGGCAUUGUCCUUAUUCAGAAGCUUGCAUUGGCUCUGAUUUACAAAAUAUUUCAUAUUCAGGAAAAUGCCUUGAAGGGUACACUGGAAAUUUAUGCCAGAGUUGUAAAGAAGGUUAUUCUAAAAUAAUGAAAAACCAAUGCGCCAAAUGUCAAAGUCUAUAUAUACUUAUUAUAAAAACAUCAGGGAUUGGGCUUGGAUUUCUAGCUCUUUGCUGACUAAUGGUUAAAAUGUCGAAAAAUUCUGCUUACAAGCCUAAAUCUCUCUCAAGUAUUUAUAUAAAAAUAUUCAUCAAUUAUAUCCAGCUUAUAGCAUUAACCACGACUUUCAGCCUAUCCUGACCAAGCUACGUAAAACAAUUAUUUUCAGUUCAAAAUAAUGCAAGCUUUAUAAGUGACCAAAUUUUUUCUUUUGACUGUUUGCUAUAUUACAACGAAGACUUAAAAGGAGACAAAACCAUUAUUUUUUAUCAAAAAUUGGUUGUUAUGGCUCUUUUGCCGAUUUCUAUUCCGAUAGCUUCAGCUAUUUGUUGAUCUUUGAUAUCUUUAUGUAAAAGAACUUUUGCUUUGUUUAUGAAGAAUAUUGUGACAACUUCAAUUAUCGUCGCAUUUUUAGUCCAUCCAAGCCUAAUAAAAUAUUAUUUUAGCUCUUUUGAUUGCACAACUCUUGACUAUGGCGAGGUUUGGCUUGUUGAUGAUCUAAGCUUGAAAUGUUGGGAUAAGCAGCAUGUGUAUUAUACAACAGCUGUUUCUUUGCCAGCUAUUAUUUUAUGGGGAAUUGGGAUACCUACUACUUGUUUGUUUCUGAUAAUAAAAAAUAAAGAAAAGCUCAGUGAUAUAAGUGUCAGAAUCAAAUAUGGAUUUCUUUUCAAUGGGUAUAAAUCUAGAAGCUAUUAUUGGGAGUUUGUAAUUAUUUAUAGAAAAAUAAUGAUUAUUUGCUGCUCUGUGUUUCUAGCAACGGUUUCAGUCAACAUACAAGCUUUAACAACUCUUUUCAUAUUAGUAGCUUGUCUAUAUUUUCAAUGUAAAAUAAAACCCUAUAAUGGAGAUGAUUUAAACAGACUUGAAGCCAUUUCUAUUUCAGCCUCAGCAAUCACAAUUUAUUGUGGAAUGUAUUAUUUAACUGGAUCUCUUGACCAAUUCACUGAACUCCUAUUUUUCAUAGCCAUUAUUUCAGCAAAUUCGUAUUUUGUGAUUUAUUGGGGUUUUAAAGCUGGAAAUGCCUAUGUCACCAUAAUAAUUGAAAAAAUCCCAUUUUUAAAGAAAAAAUUCCAGACCGAAAGCUACCACAUCAUGAGUGGUGUUUCCUUUCAAAAUAAUAACAAUACAAGCAGAAUUAGAGACUCUUCACGUGAACUGAUCUUAAAUUCUUCGCGAAAGGAAAAUCUAAACCCCCAAGGGAUUACUUUUAAAGAUAUUAAUAUGAUGCAUUUAUUUUUAGGAAAUUUAAAAGGAGGGCUUAUUAUAAGACAUGAGCAGAUUAAUUUCCAUGAGCAAGAAAUUGAAAGGAGAAGCAUCGGGGAAAAUGAUAUUGAAGGGAUAUAUUUAGUACCCUACUUUAAAUUGAAUCAAUAUAGAUAAAAUCUAUUUUUUGGGUGUAUUGACCCUGAAAACUGUUACAAUUAUUUGAAAAGGAAAAUUAUCAAGGUGAAAAGCUAUUUUUAUAAAAUUCUUUUUGAUCUAAUUUAUUGGAAAAAGUGAAGUAAAAUAAUUUAAACAAAUUUUAAUACUGAAUAGACUAAUAUUUUAAUUAAUACCUCAUAAAAUAAAUUAAAAUUCAAAAAUAUUGGAUAUUUUAAAUUUUUUAUAGAGAAAAAUUUAAUAUGCUUUUAGAAAAAAAAGCCUCCCUUUAAUUGGACAGGAUUUUUUGCUCCAAUUUAAAUGAGGGCAGUUAGAAGAGAAUAGUUCUGAAGAAAGCCACGUUGAAGCAAGCCAUCCUAAAGGUAACAAUAAUGAAGAUAGCAGCGCUGAAGAAAUGAAAGAGGAAGAAGAAAAAAUUGAUGUAGACCAAAUUGCCAUGCUGGAUCCAUAUUUAUCGAAUGCACCAAGUGAGUUCUCGUUAGUUGUAAAUGAUCUUUAA